Rotaria sp. Silwood2 is the source of this 687-nucleotide messenger RNA. The record is from the annotation of a GenBank genome assembly. NCBI's taxonomy places the organism in Eukaryota, Metazoa, Rotifera, Eurotatoria, Philodinida, Philodinidae.
AUGUCCGCUCAAUUUCCAACCGUGUCCAUUCCUAAUUGGCAGACUCUCAUCACUAGUGCUCGACCCUCGUUGCAUGGUCGCACAGGCAAUGCUAUACUAACACCGUACACAUUCGAUUCUAUCUUUGCUUCAUCAAUGAGUGUUGGAAUGAAGAAUGGAAUUACCGGCGAUGGAUGGUGGUCUGUUCUAUUGAAUGGUCAUUUGACUCCAUUCUACGGUGACGGCACCAGUGCCACAUUCACGAACAAUUUCGAUGACGCGUUCUAUACUCAUGGUCAUAGUGAUCAUAAUAAAGAUAUUGCUUAUAAUCAACGAUUUCACGAUGCUAUCAACAGCCAAACAGUUCAACAACGAUCGAAUGCCAUUGUUCGCUUCGACUAUGAUUUGUUCUUGUCUUUUUAUGGUGAUAUUGACGGACAAUCCCAUUCAUUUGGCGUUCAAUCAUCGCAGACUCAAUCGGCUAUCGAUCAUAAGGUGGCGUUUGUUCGCGAAGGUAUCAAUGCGAUCACUGCACUUGAUGCAACGACACAGACUCGUACUAUAUUCAUUGUGACGAGUGAUCAUGGCCAUGUCAAUGUUGGUGGUCAUGGCGGUGAUGCAUAUGUUGAACAGCUGAAAGAUCCAAAUGAAAAAAAACAUCAACAAAGACAAUUACUGAAUUUUGUUGCAUUUUGUUAUGAUGAUUAA